Molecule: messenger RNA, 2685 nt
Organism: Amoebophrya sp. A25
Lineage: Eukaryota; Dinophyceae; Syndiniales; Amoebophryaceae
Source: the annotation of a GenBank genome assembly
CAACAACCUAGUACACGAGCCUCGCAACGUAGCUCGUCUUCAUCGUUCGACAACAAGAAUGGCGAGACGACCGCUACCUCAGCGAUACCUGCUCAACAACAUGCACAUGACAAACCUGCGUCCUCGACGUUGACUUCAGUACCAGCAUGUAAGACGAAAGCGAUGUCCUCCGCACGAAGUUCGGUGACGAGACUUCUUGAGAACAGUGCCAUCCAUCACGCAAAUGAAAUCUCCACGGUUACGGUUGAGCCCUCAGUGGACGACAAAGAUGAUUCUUCAUUUGGACCUCCACGUGGGGUGAUGGAACAAGUAAGUAGGCUUAGGACACGCACGACGCCCAGAAAUGAUAAUGAAACCACCUGGACCGGACCACCACUACAAAGAGGAGGCCAAGAGCAGGAUAAAGCACAGCGGAAUACACACACAAGCACACAGCGACAGCGCUCUGGAUGUACACCGAGUCGAUUCGAGAGACCGCGGAGCAAAGGUUCGUUACCAAUCGCCGGUUGUGAACAAUUUGUUAUGAUGUACAACGAAUUCGAAUCGGAUGGCGGGGUCGACGCAGUUAAUACAACACGCGGCGGAGAUAGAGGUUCCGCCGACGCUGGUGGAAGUACUCCAGUAUCUCAUGCAGAGCAUUAUUAUCCUUCAGAGAAGUUUGCAAAUGCCGAUACCAUUUUAAGUACGAAGAUGCAGCAGAAACAGGAAGAGUCCUCGUUAAAGCUAGAAGUCGUAGAAGAUGCGAUUGAUGAAUCUUCAGAUACUGCUCUCGGAGAGCACCACAACUCUGGUGAUAGCAAGCUACUGGGUUCUGCAGAGCUAAAACGCACACCAUCGGAUCAGGCUUUCACGACAAGCCUCUUUACGCCAGACACGGAGGAACGAGCUGCGAGCAAAGUCGGCAGUGCAAAACUCGUUUCUUGUGUCGCGAAUUCAGCUUCCUCUUCACUGGGUGAACCAGGGGUAGAGCGAUUUCCUACGGCACCGGUAAAAGAAGAUGAUCAUCGAAGUAAAGCGAGGGCGGACGAAGAGAUAAUCGACAAGCGCGGGUCAGAUCAAGAUGACGCGCGUUUUAUGGAAACUCCUGCUUCUUGGGAUGGCGCACACGCACACGACGCGCCAACAGAAAACACCGAAGGUCCAGCAGAGGAAGUUGUAAACACGCACGUUGAAUGUGCCAGUAUAGAGGAGAUAUCGAUGGUAGAAGAUGCACGAGAUGAGGAUGCUCACGACGAUCACCGUGAAGAGAGCGAGAGUUGUCAAUUCAUAAUGCCCGACGUGCCUUGUUCUCACGCUUUUCUUGGUCACGUUGAUCACGACCAGGACAAUGAUAAACUACGCGCAGCUGGAGAUGAUGCACCUGUAGUCGUGGUGCAGGAAAGAAAAAUGGAAGACAAUGACCUGUCAUCAAAAGCUGUAGUUAAUCCAGACGAGCUGCACGACAACUAUUUGGAAAGCAGCCCGUUGCGCCUCUUGAGCGAUAGCUGCCUUUCCAGUCCGCUUCUAUCGCCUGAGCAUGCACGAGCACCAGGUAUCCUAGAUUCCUGUGAUGUUGAAUUGUUCAAGACUGAAUUCGGUCCACUGCUCCUCCUGCCUACCAUCAACAUCGUCUGAACGAUGUUUGUUUGCUUCUUUUGUUCGAUGACGAUUAGCUGCUCUGUGAAGUCGUUCUUAGUAUUCCGAUGAUCUUCCUGUUCAAAUUAUUCGCUGUCGCUUCAUUGAGUAAGACAUACAAAUGCUCUCCAUCAUCACCAGGUUUUUCAAACCACGACAUUAGAGCGUCCACAGAGGACGGACUCGCAGGCAGGCACUCAUCAGAAGCCUCCAACAUGCGGUGCGGAGCACGCUGCGGUUACUUGGCGGAUGCAACUCCUGAAAAUUCAACGAAUUCGAUUCGGCACCAGGCCAAUGGAAGACAGCUCUUUUCUGAACAAGAAGUGUCGAUGUGCGGCGUUGAUGAAGCGAAGGGAGAGGAACGAAACCGAGCGCGAGAUCAACAUGAAGAUGAACUGAACUCGUUAAACAUCAACUACUGCAAAGAACACAACUUCAUGAAGAAAGAGGCUCUUAUCCUCAUGAAGGACGAUAGCACGAAGUCGCUACUUAAUGCGUCAGUGGAAGCGGCUGUGGUGGCAGAACACGGAGAAGCUGCCCGCCCCAUAGUUCGAGCAACCCUUGCAGCUUUGCGCGAGCUACGCAGCUCUUUGGAUGCUAUUUGAGGAGGCCACUGAAAAAAUGAGGUAGGCACUCGACCGACGAUAAACCAGAAAGCAAAUAAUACUAGAAAUCAAAUUUCUACAUCACUAUAUUUAUCUAAAGGAUCAUCUACACUAUCAUCAUCAUGAGAUGAAACCCGACGCUGCGUCUGUUAACUGAAAACGCUUUUAUAAGCGUGUUUGCACCUGAUUAUCUAUUAUACGAUUCUGUUAUAGAAGGCUUCAACUACAGUGAGCCAGACCGGGGAUGAGAGCAGAUUGGUAAAUAACAAGUUUGAAAACUACGUACAGUAUAGCUCUACGUCAAGAAUAAGUGGCACUACAAAGGCCUGCUUAGGUUUUACGGCCUGAUGUCUGAAAGGUUUAGUGUCUUGUUGCAAGUUCUUGCCGUCGCGUUUAUUGAUUUAGUCGGACGAGGCAAGAUAAGCAGUGGAACCUGGAAGAGAUGAGAGACGUUAGUAAAUCACGG